CCCCCCGCCCGUCUCUGCUCUUCGUGUGCAUCUCGGCUCUUUUUGCUCUAAAUCACAAGGAACGAAAUCCUUAAUUUCAAACCUUAGAAAAUCGUAGCCCCAAAUCGGGGAACCGGGGAUUUCUAUCUACCAGCAGCUUUCAAGGGAACUUGACAACGACGACUUAGCCUAGCAAGAGGAGGACAAGCCACAAUUGCGCGGUUCGUCGAGACCUGGUUCGACGCGAAGACCCAAUUCACCUAUACCCAAUUGUGACUCGACUCGGCCUUGAGAUUCUGCACCAAACCCGACAUUCAGGUAUGAUUUCUUUUGGACUCUGCCACUUUGCAAUGCAGUUUGUUUCAGCUUUUGUAUACACAAGUAGAGCCUGAGAUUAGUAGUUUCAUUUGUGCGAAAAUCAAUCACGAAUGAGGCUGCUUUAAUAUAUUGAGCUUCUGUUAUUUUAUAUUGUUAUACUUUGCAUUCAUAUAGAAUCACUAUCCACCUAAUAUUCAACCCCUUCGAUAAAAUGCCUAAGUGACAUACGAAUGUAUGUCUGUGAAAGAGUGAGUUUUACAGUAAUAUCAUUCGAUUUUAACCAUCCAAGAGCUAUUGGAACAUCAAUUUGAAUAGAACUUAUCGAAACAAUAUGUCAUAGCUUGUGGGUCACCAAGAAUAUAAACAAUCAAUCAAGUUGUUGUUUAUGGAUUUGUUUUUGUUAUGCAUUGUCAUUACCUUUUUGAUUCUAUGUUCUGUAUUGCCAUCAAGAUGAGUGUAAAUAGAUACAUGUAGUUCAAGUCAACGAAGUUUCAGAUAAUUAGAGGCUAAUCUACUUAUCUAUGUUACAUUUUCUUCUCAUAGCUUUAAAUUUUUAUUGUAACUGCUUCCCAAAUCUGUUGGUUACUGGGUUUGUAGCAGCUGGUGGUUCAAGUUUUGUUCGCAUGCUGAAGCAUUAAAAUAUUUAUAUUGCUUGAUUUACCUGCAUUGCUGGGGAUACGAUCUCAAGAAGUGUGGGGAAUGUUUUGUUUUGUUAAGUAGUAGAACCAAUGCAAGAAUAGAGCAAGCACACUUUAUUGGAUAGCAUCUUCAUCUUGACCUUCAUUAGUGGCAACGUUUUCCAGAGUUGCUUCUUGCAAAAUUGAAUUGAAUUUUCACAUACUAUUAACUAAUUUUGCAUGUAUCUGUUCACCUAUUCAUCAUGUUUGUAUAUUGCCUUGAUUAUUGAAAGAGGUACUUCAAAUUGUAAGUGGGAAGCUAUAUGGAUUGAAUCUGUAAGAGGUUUCUAAAGAUAGCUGAAUCACAGCAUCAGGAAAUCAGGUCAAGCUCAAAGAGAUAUUUCUUUUAUUCUUCCACACUUUGACAAUAUGGGCCACUUUAGACAGAUUCGCACGAGAUCUUUAAAAUGUCAUCCUCAUUAGGCUUUGGUACCAAAGGUUUCCUUGAUCUAUUAAGGCUUUGCAUCUCUCGAAUCAAAGAGAGUUCCAAUGAACACAACUCUGAGGAGGCUCUGGCUGAUAUGAACCAUUGUCAUUGGUCUCAGCUACAUCAAGAAGAAGAUGGUUUCACACAAGAAGUUCCAGAUGCAUCAGAAUUGAUGGAAAGUGGUGAAUUGGAUGAGGUUGGAAGACCAGGGCCCUCAUUACUACAACAAUCCAGGCUUCCAAUUCAUAAACCUUGUGUGUCAUUCAAGGAGCAUCAACCCAAAAGCCCUGUAAACAGAGUUGAUGAAAAAACAAGAAGAGAGUGCAAAAAGCCCAUUGUAAGGAGUUCCUACUUUAAGCAUCAGUUUUGGAAUGAAACUGAUAGAGACAGGGAGAGAGAAACUACCCCGGUUGGAAGUGACCCAACGAGUGUAGGUGAGACCGUAUGUGUGAAAGGAAUGAUCAUAAAAAAGAAGACCUAUGCCGAUGACACGGUCGAAAAUGUAGGUGUAAACAGCAUUGAGGAAAAAACAAGAAGAUAAAACAGAGAGGUUAUUGUAAGGAGCUGUUAUUUCAAGCAUCAUGCGGAGGAAACUAAUAGAGAUGAUGGAAAGGAAAAUAUCCUGGUUAAAGGUGAUCAUCCAAUCAGUCUAGGUGAGACUGACUUUAUGAAGCAAGUGAUCAUGAAGGGGAAAGCCUCCCUUGAUGACAUGUCGGAGAAAGGUGUAAACAGAAAUGAGGACAAAGCAAGAAGAGAGAACAGGAAGUUUAUUAUAAGGAGUUCCUAUUUUAAGCAUCAGUCUGCAAAUAAUACUGACAAAGAUGACGAAAAGGAAAACAUCCCUGUUGAAAGUGAUCAUCCCAUCAGUCUAGGCGAGACUGGCUUUCUGGAAGGAAGGAUCAUCAAGAGGAAAGCCUCCCUUGAUGGCACAGCGGAAAAAGAGAGCUCAAAACAAAAGCGUAUGCAUGUGGAUGAUUCUCUUGUCAAUGAUGGUAGCUGUGCCCCUGGAUUAGACAAGUCAUUCACUGGUUCUGAAGGAAAAUUUGGAGCCGACAUCUCCCGUUUAGGCCGCUAUUCUGACAUAGCAGAAAGUUCAUUAGAGGGAUUCAUCUCGGUAAUAUUGUCAUUUAGAUUCACUGCUUCUGGUUCUCGUGCCAGUGGUCUCCCUGCUCCUUUGAAGGAUGUGCACAAUGCAUGUACGAAUAGGUCAACUACUGCCCCAGAUUUCAGUCAAUUUGCAUACGUAGCCAAGAACAGGAAGCCCGUGAUUCCAACCCGCAGGAGUUGAUUGUGUGCAGUAUAUUUCAAUGUAGAUCGAUGCAUCUGCUGAACUCCUAGUCAAAACAAUGGUUGCCACCGCUAUGUUUCCCAGGCAUGGCCAAUUAAAGUGAACAUUUGCUUGUGUUUUAUGAUAAUGUGGGAACAGUACUUGUUCUGAUCCUUUGCCAUCCAACUGUUAUGAGCAAGGUCGAUCCAGUAACAUGUUCUGCACAAGUCGAAAUCAUCAAUGAUGUUGCUAUCCCUGCGACUCAUGUCCAUCAUCUUUGAUGCUGUUGAUCAAGAUGUCACUCCCUCAUUUCAAGGUGGUGGAGGGGCCACAUCAAGGUUGAUUUUUUGUUUUUUCCUGAUAUGUUGGUUGAUUGAUUUUGGGGGAAGGAGAUCCAUUUCAUCAGGUCGAACUAGCAUGCUAAAAUUGCUAGAGACCUCUUGUUUAUAUUUUUGAUUUCUGGAUCACUUUGAUUGGAAUUAUCUUUGGAUUUCAUUCCGGAAAGGCUCAAAUACAGAGUUCUGAUGGACUGGGUUACAUGAUCAGUUUUGCUUUCCCGGUUGCAGGGGCAAUGUGGGAUUCACAAUCACAUAGUAUUAUGUAAUGCAAUUUUUGCAGGGAAUUGUUUUGUGGAAUGUGUAAAUGAUCCAGACGACAAGAAUUUGCUAUUCAUUCUCUUUUCCAAUUCA
Messenger RNA from Eucalyptus grandis, 3357 nucleotides. Its product is annotated as exonuclease 1. The record is from RefSeq and is a predicted model, not a curated record. NCBI's taxonomy places the organism in Eukaryota, Viridiplantae, Streptophyta, Magnoliopsida, Myrtales, Myrtaceae. The transcript has 6 exons. The coding region runs from base 2069 to 2689 and encodes 206 amino acids.